UUGCUUUACACAGUAUGGCCGGCGAUAUUAGCUAGCGAUCGCUCUGCCGUUUUCUCUGUAACGGGGAAAUAAACGAAAACGGGAAACAAGAGACUGUUCUGGAGAAACGCACUACCCAUCAAUACACAGGAACACUCGUUUAAAUAAACUAUAUAUCAAAAAGCGACGUCCAUUAUUUAAGAAAAAAAGUCAGAAUUAAUAUAACUAAAUUCUAUUUUUUAAAUAAAAAAAAAAUUAGAAAACUAAACAAAAAAAAAAAAUCGGCGUUGGAAAACUUUGAAAGUCCAUAUUUUUUUUCCGUUUCUCGUAAUUUUUUUCUGCGUUGUCGUUGUCUCUCCGGCUGCGAGAGCAGAAGAUGGAGAGUGUCGCGCACUUCUUUGAGGGCACCGAGAAGCUGCUGGAAGUCUGGUUCAGCCAGCAGGAUGAGAGCAAAGGAUCCGGGGACCUCCGAGACAUCCCAAGGUUUGAGUGGGACAAACUUUUGGAGAAUGUGCAUUGUUUGAUCAUAAGUGUGACAAAAACUGACAAGCAGGAAGCUUAUGUACUCAGUGAGAGUAGCAUGUUUGUCUCCAAGAGACGUUUCAUUUUGAAGACAUGUGGUACCACCCUCUUACUGCAAGCACUGGUUCCCUUGUUAGAGCUCGCCAGGGAGUACUGUGGGUUUGAUGACAUCCAAAAUUUUUUUUAUUCACGUAAAAAUUUUAUGAAACCAGACCAUCAGGAAUACCCACACAGAAAUUUCCAGGAAGAAGUAGAAUUCUUAAACGAAAUAUUCCCAAAUGGAGCAGCAUAUUGCAUGGGGCGUAUGAAUUCUGAUUGCUGGUACCUGUAUACUCUGGAUGUUCCAGAGGGGUUUUUAAUCAAUCAACCAGAUCAGACACUGGAAAUUUUGAUGAGUGAGCUUAACCCAGAGGUUAUGGACCAGUUCUACAUGAAAGAUGGUGUUACUGCAAAUGAUGUCACUCGUAUGAGUGGAAUUCGUGACCUGAUACCAGGUUCUGUCAUUGAUGCCACAAUGUUCAGUCCUUGUGGUUAUUCAAUGAAUGGCAUGAAAUCGGAUGGAACUUACUGGACCAUUCACAUCACUCCAGAGCCAGAAUUUUCAUAUGUUAGUUUUGAAACUAAUGUAUCACUAACAACGUAUGAUGAUCUGAUUAGUAAAGUUGUUGAUGUUUUCAAGCCAAGGAAAUUUGUGACAACUCUAUUUGUUAAUCAGAGCUCCAAAUGUCGCACAGCAUUCGCUUGUGCACAGAAGAUCGAAGGCUUCAAACGUCUUGACCGCCAGUUUGCCCAAUUCAAUAAUUACAAUUUUGUUUUCACCAGUUUUGCCAAGAAUCAGCUGCAGCAGAGUUGAUUAGAAAAAAUGAGGAAAAAACGAAAAAAGAAAACCAAUAAAGAAGGUGGUGGGUGCUUUCUAGCUAAUACCAGGGGCCACUCAUUCAGUGCCCCCCACCUAGUACCUAAAUAUAACUAUAGUUUGAGUUUGAAUUGUAUCAACUAUUAUGUCAAGGAGUUAGUUAACUUGCAUGAAUGCUCUCUCCUGCGUGUAGGUUUUCUAUGCCACCAUUGCUGUGAAAUUGAAGUGCAUGUAUAUAAAUUAAAUGCAUACUGUAAAAGACUGUACAAAAAUUAUAAAAGUGCACAUUGUUCUACACACAGCAUAUGUUUUCUACAGGUAUCGCCUAAAAUUCUCCACAGACAAGGUUUUCGCCCUCAUUAGUUUCGUUCCUUGGGUCAGUAAAAGAUUCACUUAGAUUUGUGAAUUGACUACCAAGUGUAUGUGCCUCAUUUAACCUUUGUGAGCCAUUUUUUUAAGGGAAAACUAUUUAAUUCACUAUUAAUGCUGGUAAACUGGUCAUGCUCACACUUCCUUAUUUGAACAAUAUUUCUCACUUUGGGGCUUUUAAUGAUACUCAUGGACUUACUGCUUUAAUGCCCAAAGAGGCAAAAAUUUGACCUGAAGGUUUGCUAAGAAAUGGUCUAGGUUAUUUGUGCCCUAAGGAUCAUUCUCUGCACAGUUUGCUACCGUUACUGAUAGUGUACACUAUACUUUCAGUCUAGAUGUAACUUCAUUUUCAUUUUUGAAGUAGAUGCAAUGUUCUUUCAUAUGAUCACUAAAAGAAGCCCAGUGACAUGCUGUAUUUGACGGUUCUGUAAUCUAAUUUGCUCCUUUGUGAAUUGAUGUGGUGAUUCAUUUUACCAUGGUUAGGUAGCAUCAUGUAAUUAGUAUCGAACGUAAUUUGGAAAUCUGGACUGGAACAUUUUUUUUUUAUUUUAUUUUUUACCUUCACCUAUACACAAAUAUCGCAACAUGUUGGUAAAUAUGGUUAAGUUUUUUUUUUUUUAUUUCAGAUGAGUUAACUACAUUUGGAGCCUUGAAAUAAGUUACACCCCCCAUGUUAACUGCAGAAAUGUUCUUUGUGCAUUAAUACAUGAACACUUUGAAGUGUUUGAAAAUGCUUGGCUUGAAACUAAGAUUUGUGGAACAUCCUUGUUGUUUUUAAGCAUAUGUUUGACGGCUUCAUUCAAGAAGUUUUCUGUCAACAUUGGUUUUCUUCUAGGGCAAGUAAAAACAUUUUAGAUUUUUUUUGGUGCUUUUUUUUUUUUGAGGACCAAUAUUUCAAGUGGGUUCCUGUGUCCAUAAAUUACUAUUGUUGAAAUAGUUUGACCCAGGUUUAUCAAAGAUGCAUCAUGAGUUACUUUGAGCAAGUAUAUAAAUGACCUGUUUGAAGGAAGAAAAAUGUAUUACUAGGAUAUCUAGCUCAGUGGGAGAUGGGAAGUCAUGGUGUCUUAAUUUCUCUCUGCAGUGUUAGACUGAUCAAUUAAAAUGUACUGAAAUACAUCUGUACCACAGUCCUAAUGCUUUAAUAAAAUUUUGCUUAAUUCAUGA
Bombina bombina (fire-bellied toad) is the source of this 2890-nucleotide messenger RNA. RefSeq names its product adenosylmethionine decarboxylase 1 (gene AMD1). The record is from RefSeq and is a predicted model, not a curated record. NCBI's taxonomy places the organism in Eukaryota, Metazoa, Chordata, Amphibia, Anura, Bombinatoridae. The transcript has 9 exons. Bases 356 to 1354 code for a protein of 332 amino acids. Gene Ontology annotation, biological process: spermidine biosynthetic process; spermine biosynthetic process. Gene Ontology annotation, cellular component: cytosol. Gene Ontology annotation, molecular function: adenosylmethionine decarboxylase activity.